ACUUCAUUAUUUUCUGUUUUGCUUUCAGCGAUUCUUAAAGCUGCUAAAUACCAUGACUUCCAGUGCUGUUGCUCAUAGCCCUCCGGUAAGGAAGGUCGCUAUCUUUGGAGGAACUCACGGUAAUGAGUUAUCAGGGAUAUAUUUGGUCAAGCACUGGCAAGAGCACGGAGCUGAGAUCCAAAGGACAGGAGUGGAAGUGAAACCAUUUAUAUGCAACCCAAGAGCUGUGAAGAAAUGCACUAGAUACAUUGACUGUGAUCUGAACCGUGUGUUUGACCUUGAUAGCCUUGGAACAGUGGUGGAAGAUACUCCAUAUGAAGUGAGAAGGGCUCAGGAAAUCAAUCGGAUUUUUGGUCCAAAAGGUAGUGAUGAUGCCUUUGACCUUAUUUUUGACCUUCACAACACCACUUCUAACAUGGGUUGUACUCUUAUUCUUGAAAACUCCAGGGAUGACUUUACAAUUCAAAUGUCUCAUUAUAUCAAGAACGCUUUGGCUCCAGAACCUGUUCCUAUUUUGCUGAUUGAACAUCCAACCUUGAAAUAUGCAACGACUCGCUCUGUAGCGAAACAUCCUAUUGGUGUGGAGGUGGGUCCGCAACCCCAGGGCGUUAUUAGAGCUGAUAUUUUGGAGAAAAUGAGGAAGAUUGUCAGACAUGGUCUUGAUUUUGUGCAACUUUUCAAUAAAGGACAAGAAUUUCCACCAUGUACAAUUGAGGUUUACAAAAUAAUGGAGAAAGUAGAUUAUCCCAGGAAUAAAAAUGAUGAAGUCAUUGCUAUUAUUCACCCUAAACUGCAGGAUCAAGAUUGGCAGCCACUGAACAAAGGCGAUCCUCUAUUUUUGACUCUUGAUGGAGAAGUUAUUGAAUACAAAGGGGACAAUACUGUCUACCCGGCAUUUAUUAAUGAAGCUGCAUAUUAUGAAAAGAAACACGCUUUUGUAAAAACAGUCAAAGUAAAACUCACUGCAGAACUCCUCAGAUCUUAGACCAGAAUACUUAAAAGCUAAUUAUGGGUUUUUAUGUACAAAGCAUGUAUUUCUCCUCUGUGA
Tinamus guttatus (white-throated tinamou) is the source of this 1048-nucleotide messenger RNA. Lineage: Eukaryota; Metazoa; Chordata; Aves; Tinamiformes; Tinamidae. The record is from RefSeq and is a predicted model, not a curated record.